AUGUUGGCAGGUACUAUCCGUCCCUUGGUGGCCCGGUCACGAGUGCUGCUGCCCACCCUUCGUUUGGUACGUUUUCGUAGUCGAGAUAGCCAAGAGUCCAAUCGAUCACCCAAGCCCGCGGUCCAACAUCCGGACACGAUAUUCGACAGGAUAAUCAAGAAAGAAAUACCGGCCGAUAUAAUCUACGAGGACGAAAAAUGCGUUGCAUUCAACGAUGUCGCACCGCAAGCUCCAGUUCAUUUUCUUGUCAUACCGAAGCAAAGGAUUGAUAAAUUGGAAAACAGCACUUCCGGUCAAGUAGAGAUACUGGGGCAUCUUUUGCAUGUGGCUGGCCAGCUCGGGAAGGCGAAAGCUCCCAAAGGAUUCCGACUAGUUAUAAACAAUGGUGAUGAUGGAUGCCAAACCGUGUACCACAUACAUCUACACGUGAUCGGUGGCCGCCAGCUGGGAUGGCCACCAGGAUAA
Messenger RNA from Anopheles maculipalpis, 465 nucleotides. RefSeq lists its product as uncharacterized. The transcript is spliced from 2 exons. Gene Ontology annotation, cellular component: cytoplasm; nucleus. Lineage: Eukaryota; Metazoa; Arthropoda; Insecta; Diptera; Culicidae. Gene Ontology annotation, biological process: purine ribonucleotide catabolic process. The record is from RefSeq and is a predicted model, not a curated record. The coding region runs from base 1 to 465 and encodes 154 amino acids. Gene Ontology annotation, molecular function: hydrolase activity.